Molecule: messenger RNA, 6263 nt
Organism: Pseudogymnoascus destructans
Lineage: Eukaryota; Fungi; Ascomycota; Leotiomycetes; Thelebolales; Thelebolaceae
Exons: 6
Coding region: 1036-4674 (1212 amino acids)
Molecular function (GO): protein binding
Source: RefSeq, a predicted model, not a curated record
UCAUGUUUUCGAGUAUAUGACCGCGAUAGCUCUGAAAGAGGGUAGCCACCACCCGAUCUUUGAUCAUUGCCUAAUAAUCUGUUGAGCUUUGCUCUUCAACGAAGAUGGCGACUGUUGACCUGUCCAUCAGAUCUAAACCCGCCGUCACCACCGAUGUUGGCCUGAUGUGGAAACGGGCAAUAGAUCGUUAUGAGGAAAUCACUCUAGUAAAGAUCGACUCUAUCAACAGAGCCAACAAUGUGGAGGAGAUUUUGGACGAGAUACAUGGGAGAGAGACAAUAUUCAAAGGCUAUCGCCACGACGGCUCCAAAUUGGACAAGUUCAGAUCGCUCGUGAGCAAGAGUCUGGGGCCCGUCGAGAAGUUGAGUAAUAUAGUUGCGUCGGCAGCUUCGACUGUAAGACCACACUUCUGCCAGCUUCUUAGUUGGUAUUGACUUAUGUCAUAUCACGACAGUCUUUCCCUCCCAGCACUGCUAUUUUCUCAGCAGUCAGUUAUCUUAUACAAGUAUGAUGCUUCUAUUCUUGGACAGUAUGGUACUUAACAAAUCUCAGUCUGCGAACACCGUGUCAGCCGAUUACGACAAGAUUGCCGGGCUCUUCGAGGAUUUGGAUUUGUAUCUCAAUCGGCUCAAGAUCUUGGAGAAAGAUGUUCCGCAUGUGCCAGAGCUGGAAGUAGCUUUAACAGAGGUGCUCACAUCCGUUUUAGUUAUCUGUGGUAUUUGUGCAAAGUUCAUCAAGAUGAAGCGAAUUGGUAGGAUGUUUUUGCCAUGUCGCUUCCCCCGAGCUUUCUUACGCAGUUGUGCUAAGCAGCUUCAUGAACUCAAUGUCACGUAUGUGGUGGACCCUUCCAAGGAAAGGUGCCGUCCAUAUCCAUAUACCUGAAAUUUUUUUCCGUACCUGUUUCAAAAAGCAUCAUUUAGAUGCCAAGAGCCUUCUUCAGCAACUGAUAUAAACGUGCCCUCAGUUAAGGCUUUUCGAAAUCUCGUCUCUGGUGAAGACGACGAACUCUCCACCGCCUAUGCGCACUUCCAUAAAAUGGUCGAACAAGAACAAGGCGCAGUCAGGAAUGCAACUUUGUCAACAGUGGGGCAAAUUCAAGCUGUAACGGGACGCACAGACCUGAAUACCAAGAUCCUCAUGGCUCGCAUAGAGAGUCGAGAAGCUGCUCUUGAACGCGACAAUCUCCUGGCAAGGCUAUCGACGCUUGACUUCCAUGAAAAGCACAGAGACAUAUUCGCAAAACAUCAUCAGGGCACUGGUCAGUGGCUGCUGAAAACGGAUGAAUUUCAGCGAUGGUCCACAGCAAAAAAGCCAUCAAUGCUUUGGUGUCCAGGAAUUCCGGGUGCUGGAAAGACUGUCAUGACAUCCUUUGUUGUAGACCAUAUCCAGGAAGCUAUUCAAGGGACGAAAGCAGCGACUGCAUACUUAUAUUGCGACUACAAGAAUCCCAAGACACAAUCUGAACUCGAACUUUUGUCUAGUGUAGCCCGACAAUUAGCCGAGCAAACAAGCUCCAUGCCUUCAGCAGUGAAUGAAUUUUGUGACAAGAAUGCCGAAAAGAGAAGAAAUCCGACAGGUGAUGAGUGGAUCGCACUCAUUAAGUCCAUUAGUCAUGUCUUUCAGAGAACCUACCUCUUUGUCGAUGCCCUGGAUGAAUGCCCUGAAACCAACAGGGAAAACUUUCUCAGUUUGAUUUCGAAAAUAGAACCUUUCGUCUGGUUGUUCAUCACUUCUCGCCCGCAUGUGGGCAUUGAAGCGAAAUUCCUGAAAAUAUCUCGAGUCGACAUUUCGGCCAGCGACUCUGAUAUCAAGACUUACUUGAUGUCAGAAAUCAGUACAAACAACAGAUUAUCUUUGUUCGCUGCUAAGGACGUCAAGUUGAAGGAGGAUAUAGUCAAAAGUGUGAGUGAAAAGGCUGCUGGCAUGUUCCUGCUUCCCUAUCUCCAGAUAUACCACCUUUCCAAACAAGCGAGUCUCAAGAAGGUUCGAAACACUAUGAACGCGUUGCCAACAGAAGUUUUUGCAAGUUAUGGGGAGGCCAUGAAGAGGAUCGAGGACCAGCAAGAGGGGGAUAGCGAACUAGCGAGGAGAGCUCUUUCCUACAUAUUUUGUGCUAAGAGACCACUGAGUGUGGAAGAGCUACGCCAUAUCUUGUCUAUGGAAGCCGAAGAUAUUGAAUUAGACGAAACGGCUUUUCCGGAGACUGAGAUUCUGCUCAACAUAUCCGCUGGCCUGAUCAAGAUUGAUGAGCAGAGUGGCGCCGCAGGGCUAGUACACUACACCUUGCAGGAGUAUCUAGAAAAGAACCGGGAGAAACUUCUGCCAGACCCCGAAGUUGAAAUGGGAAUGGCAUGCCUCACAUACUUGUCAUUUGACGUCUUCCAGGGAGGUUCUUGCAAUAGUGGAGAGGAACUUCACCAUCGAUUACAAGAGUAUAAAUUCCUUGAUUACGCUUCUCAUCAUUGGGGUUAUCAUAUCAUGGAGAAUCAGCUUCAUGAAAGGGUGGUGGGCUUGCUUUUAACAUUCCUGAAGAGUAAGCAAAAGCUGGCUUCUUCCGUUCAGAUAUUGCACAUUGCUGCACGUCGAACGAAUGACUGGCAUGACCGUUACCCUAAACAAUUUGGGCCUCUACAUGUUGUAGCGUAUUGGGGUUUAGACAAGAUUCUUAAUGUUCUUUUCGAAACUGACAUAGACGUCGACAGUCGAGAUAGCUAUGAAGCAACAGCAUUACAGAUAGCUGCUAAGCGUGGUCACAACUCAGUGACGCAGCUCCUGCUCAACAAAGGGGCCAGCAUUAACAUUAGCAAUGUAAAUGGUGAGACGGCUCUAUACUGGGCAGCCAGAAGUGGGCACAAGACGACAGUAGACAUGCUCCUUAUAAACAGAGCCGAUGUCCUGACGAAGGAUAACGAAGGAUGGACUGCACUGUACUGGGCUGUCGUAGGAGGAAACAAUGACGUGGUGAAAAUGCUGCUAGAGUAUGGCGCUAACAUAAUCACUGCCGAAUAUGAUGGAAGACAUAAGGCACUUUAUCUGGCGGCUGAGGAAGGGCAUGAGCUAACUGUGCAAAUGCUAUUAGGCAGUGGAGCUAAUGUCAAUGCACAAGAUUAUUUGGGCAGCACGGCACUGGAUUUUGCAGCAGCGCCAGGGCAUGAAAAGACGCUGCAGGUGCUUCUACAGAACGGAGCUGAUGUUAAUUCGAGAGAUAAUUUCGGAAAUACUGUCCUGCAUUGGGCGGUUCCGCAUAAAACAUUAAUACGGCUGUUAUUGGAGUACGCGGUCGACCUCGAUGCGAAGAACGACAGUGGACAGAGUGCACUUUGUUGGGCUGCUCAAGAUUGGCCACUGGCAGUUACGGAACUGCUCCUCGAAAACAACGCCGACGUCAAUGCACAGGACAAUUUUGGAUUUACUGCACUGCAUCGAGCAACCUUAAGAGGGCGUGAAUCGACGGUACGAUUACUACUCGAGAAUGGGGCUGAUCCCAACAUAAAGGAUAAGGAUGAAUGGACGCCUCUGCACCUGGCAGCCCUGAAACAGUACGAGGGCCUAGUGCAAGUGCUAUUGGAUCGAGUUGAUGAUGGAAGGAUGAUACUGGGCUGGGUAGAUUUGCAACUUCAGGACAAGAAAAGGCAGGCGUUAUUGGAGGAGGCUGCAGAAGGUAAGGCGGAAGCAAGCACUGUACUUACGGGCCUGCGCGAAGCCGCCCAGAAAAGGCAAUUCGGCCGGUCGCAAUUGCUCUUAGAGAAGGGAGCCGAUGUGAAUGCGAAGGAUGUUGGAGGAUGGUCAGCUCUAACCAUAGCUGCCAAUUUCGGAUAUGAGGAAAUCGUGCAACUGCUGCUGGAGAAUGGAGCUGAUGCCAACAUAAGUGGAUACGAUAAACGGACGGCUUUGCAUUGGGCGUCCGAAUGGGGGCAGGAGACGGUUGUGCAGCUUUUGGUCAAGAACGGAGCCAAUGUUAAUGCAAGUGCGUAUGGGUGGACAGCGAUGCUUCUUGCGGUCAGGGAUGAGUACAUGGCGAUUGGGCGCUUCUUAAUUGAAAAUGAGGCUGACGUAAACGCGGAGGAUUACCAUGGACGAACAGCGCUGCACUGGGCUGCUAAGCACGGCGACAGGCUAAUCGUGCAGCUGCUGGUAGGGAAGGGGAUCGACGUCAACGCGGAAGACCGUUGGGGGAGGACGGCGUUGAUAUACGCAGUCGAGAACAUGCAACGAGAGGUAGUGAAAAUGCUACUGGAAACCGGGGCAGCCACUGAAGCGAAAUUUCGACAUGAUUUAACUGCACUACACAUUGCGGCUUUCAUAGGGUUUGAGUCAGCCGUACACUAUCUGCUAGAAGGAGGCGCUAGCGUUGAAGCAAAAACUCAAGACAAUCUCACCGCACUGCACAUAGCAGCUUUUAUGGGGUGGGAGUCGGUUGUGCAACAGCUGCUGGAAAAAGGAGCUGACGUCGAGGCAGAAGCGCGGUGGUGUGGAGUCGAAGAAGAAGAGGAAUAUGACUACGGCGUGACAGACGUACAUAUGGCUGAGAAACGAUUGAUUGAUUUAUUACGCCAGUGGUUACUUGAGGAAGGAAUCGCCACUGGUGUUGGGAUGGAACCUCGAUAUGGAUUGACGGCGCGACAGCUUGCGGUUAGUGCCGGACACCCUGAGGUACAGGAAUUGUUAGGUUGACUGCACUCAAUCAUAAUGAUGGCUUGCGCCAAUGGUCGUCAUGAAGAUAUCAUAAGAUAGUCGAUGUGGGUGCAGAAUUUCGAUAUCUAUGUCAAGAACGAAAGUACGAAGUGCUUUGCCAUGCCGCUUCGCUUGUGUGAAUCUGAGUGGGAGCCUCUUUUUGAGGGGGUGGGGCCAUGGGGGACUGUAUUCUGGUCCGGAAUUCCUGACAAAUUUCUUAGAGUUUUUCUCUCUUUGGCAUGGGUGGUGGAACUUUCAAUUUUCUAUCCUAGUUAUAGCAGUGGUUAGAAGAAGGCAUAUUUGUUCCCAGCGUCUGUUCAGCGUGUGUCUUUGGCUGGGUAGCCCACAAUCAAGCAACUCUACUUGUUUAAGCCUUUCAUAAGCAAUAUCCAAAUAGGCCUUCAGACCUUUCACCAAAAUCUUAUUGACGGCCAGUUGAUGUUCGUCUUCAUCUUCUAAUCCAUCAGCCAGCAUACACUGCCAUCUAUUCGGCGGCAUGAAGAGUAAUCUCAGCGUAACCUGUGUGCGAUAACAAACCUUCUCUCUAUCCAAUACGAAGUUACCUAAAAAGCCUGCCUCCUUCAGCUGCUGUUUCAGCUCUUCAGUAAACAGAGAUAAAAUAACUUCAUCGAUGGAAAUCUCAUCCCACUUAUUUUCAUCAAGAAUGAAUCCAUAUUCAGCAAGCAAGAAAUCAUUACUAUGAUUCCCAUAACUAAUGUAUAUUUCCUCUCCCUUCUCGAUUCGUCGAUCCGUGCAGAUGUCGUACCCAGAGGUUGAGAACGUUACUUUGGAGGCAACAUCUGCAUGGUUGAAACAAUCGGCAAAUGGUGCGAGUGCCAAGCAAUCGUAGUGGUCGACUGGUGUUUUUAUUUUUGGGGAGGUGUAAUAGAAUGUUCGGGUGCUGACUAUGAACCAGUAAUAUAAAUAUGAAGCGUUGGACACAGUGGGGAAGGCGGUGGAGACAGCGGCCCAGUCGACGGAGAUUUUCUUCUUUUGAUUUUCCACGAGAGAUGAUGAUCCGGCUGGGAGCAGUGCUUGGAGCGCAGGGUGCCACAUGAAUGGUAUUGACUCGUCGAAGUCCUCCUUGGUUGGUAGAACUGCUCGCCAUGCGGCACGAACCUCGGAUAUGUCCAUCGUCAGUUCGGCAGCCAGGAGACCUUGAACGGUGAUAAUGCCGAUUGGUUUAGAGAUGCUCUUUGGGACGGUUCGGAUUGUUCGUAGGGCAGAUACGGGGACAGUCAGUAUUGUGUCUCCAGCCUGAUUAAGCGUCAGAAUGCACUCGCAGAAACAGUGGUAUAGAAAGAGCAAAAGAGAAGUACAAAGUAAUCAAAUAUAAAUAAUGCCCAGUCCUACAUACUUUAAGCUCCUGCUUCGCAAUGAUACCCAGUCCCCUACCAGGAAAUCUAUGGGUUGCAAUCCCGUUGAGUUGCACUCCUCGAGCGACAGCCCAUUCCGUGAACUCGUUAUUGAUAUCCAUUUGAUAUUCAAGCUUAUCGGUAACGGGCCCCUAUCUUCGAGAGCAUAAAAGUACUUGACCUCGUGGACGAGAAAGAAACUGCCGCAAAGUUUAGGCACAGUCUGGAGGAUGA